CGGAUGGGCUGUUGCUGACGGCCAACAAACAUGCUGCAGUCUUGUUUCCCACGCAUCGCACAGUCAGGACUACGUCUGAGCUACCUUGGUGUCCCUCCUCGUAGAGCAAUCUCAUCAACAAUGGCUCACAAACGGGUAGCGAACCCAGCUCUCUUUAUCUGCGACCUGCAGGAGAAGUUCCGGCCAGCAAUCCAUGAGUUCCCAAAGGUGGUUGCGACAGCACAGAAGCUGCUGAAGGCAAGCCAGGUCUUGAACAUUCCCGUCAUCGCUACCACGCAGAAUAGAGCUCGUUUGGGGGAGACUUGUCCAGAGCUGGCUCUAGAUGCGCCCGGCGGCAUCAAGACCCUAUGCCACGUGGACAAGACGCUAUUUUCCAUGAUAACACCCGAAGUCAAGAAAACCCUCGACUCGCUCAAAGCCUCCGGGCCGCUAUCCUGCAUCAUCGUUGGCAUCGAGAGCCAUAUUUGCGUCACCCAAACCGCCCUCGAUCUUCUCAGCGCCGGACAUAAAGUAUAUGUCAUUGCGGACGGCGUAAGCAGCUGCAAUAAGGAGGAGGUGCCGAUUGCACUGGCGAGGCUGAGGCACGAGGGCGCAGCGGUGGUGACGAGCGAGAGCUUCUUAUAUGAAUGUGUUGGAGACGCUGGGACACCUGAAUUCAAGCAGAUCAUCAAGGUGGUCAAGGACCAUUCGCAAAGCACCAAAGACGUGCUUCAAACUCUCUGUAAGAUCUAGAGUAGGUGUAUAUUGAGCAAUUGAAACAUUGGCAAUAAUUACGUGUAU
Messenger RNA from Cucurbitaria berberidis CBS 394.84, 780 nucleotides. RefSeq names its product Isochorismatase hydrolase. The record is from RefSeq and is a predicted model, not a curated record. Lineage: Eukaryota; Fungi; Ascomycota; Dothideomycetes; Pleosporales; Cucurbitariaceae. The transcript has 5 exons. The coding region runs from base 121 to 732 and encodes 203 amino acids.